Messenger RNA from Aspergillus calidoustus, 2014 nucleotides. Lineage: Eukaryota; Fungi; Ascomycota; Eurotiomycetes; Eurotiales; Aspergillaceae. The record is from the annotation of a GenBank genome assembly.
GCGGGAUGAACGGCAUCUGACAUGUCUGACAGAACUUUGUUGUGAACUUUUGUUCCAUGGAGGCUGUCAAGUUUACAGCUCCAAUACUACACGACAAGUCGAGUCGACAUGCAAGACACGGACAAGCUUUGCGACGAAUACGCCCACGGACCAUCUCGGCCGUGCAGCUGACAGCAGCAGAGUUUCAGACAUCUCCAAUCGCGGCCAGUCUCCGGCAGUGGCUCACUGGCCCCGGUGCUCCAACUGCUAAAAAAGCAGCUGUCAACAAGCGGGAAAAGCGGACCCGUUCCAAGUUUUGCCCCUGGUGCGAACUAAGAUUGUGACGGAUUCCAUCAUUUUUACUGACAGCCUCUGCACUUGCAUCCUUCUUUGGACUUUCUCCCCUGAAGGACGCCUGGCAAAGGUUAAUGGCGAUCCCUGUCAUGCAGACAAUAUAAGUAGAUUGCGCGCCCUACUCUAUCUCGACCUCCAGAGUUCAGGGUCCUGUCCAGCUCUCAUCGACUCCAUCGACUAGAUCAGACCACAAUCCAUUCUCAAGCAGGCGGCUCUGCAGAAUGGUCACCUUUCCCAUCGAGACGCACGCCCAGCGCGCAGUGCUGGGUGUCGCCUUUACCUUUUCGAUCCUGGCCGUCGUCGCCGUGUGCCUCCGCCUGCUGGCUCACGCAAUCGCACACAAGAAGUGGACGCCCAGCGACUACUUUAUCAUCGCCGCCUGCAUCUUUGGCGUCGGCCUGCAAUCAAUAAGCAUAACAGGCGUAAUCCAAGCCGGCAUUGGCUUCGACCACACAGCCGCAAUCGCCGCGAACCCAGCAUACGGCCCUGAGCCCAUCACAAAACUCCUCCAGCUCAUCAUCCCGCUGCAAUUCCUCUGGGUCCUCAGUCUCAGCUGCACCAAGAUCUCCAUUCUCUUCCUGUACCUACGCAUCUUCCCGGUCCGCUGGCUGGUCUGGAGUUCUUGGGUGACGAUCAGCGUAAUCGUUGCGUGGGCCAUCGCGACGAUUCUCGCCGGGUGUCUGAUCUGUCGGCCGUUUGCGUUUAACUGGGACCAGACGAUUCCCGGGGGGAAGUGCGGAAAUCAGGUUACGAGUUUUACCGUCACGGGCGUGAUUAACCUUGUGACGGACUUUAUCGUGCUCGUGCUGCCCAUGCCGUCGUUGUAUCGCCUGCAGAUGGCGACGUAUAAGAAGGCGACCCUUAUUGCUGUUUUCGGGUUGGGUGUUGUGACCUGCGUAAUCUCCGCCCUCCGCAUCUCCGUCCUCAGCACAAUGGACUUCACCGACAUCACAUACUCGAUCCCGCGCGCAAACAUCUUCUCCGGCAUCGAGCCCUGCCUCGCCGUGAUCCUCGCCUCAAUCCCCAUGAUGCGCCCGCUCCUCGGCCGCACGUCCACAACGCCCAACGCAACGGGCCGGACCCCGAUCUCGUCAUCGAACAAGCGAUCCGGCGUCGGCGCCAAAGGGUCAAAUGGAACGGGCGAGCACGACGACGGGUUCGAGCGUCUCGAUGACGAUACGAGCCAGCUGUGGCUCAGGCCCAUGGGCCCGAAGCACUAUGCGGGGAUUUCCGUGCGGCAUGACAAGGAUCGAGACGCGCUGGGGGACGUCAGUGGCGGGAGUUUGGAGAGCCUCGAGCAGGGCACCGGGGGUGUGGCGGGCAGGGAGAGGAGUACAAGUGGUGGACAGGGGAUCACCGUCAAGCAGGAGUGGGCGGUUGAGGAGAGGCGGGCGCGGUGAUGGAUGCAGUAGAUGCAGUAGAUGCACUUUCUGCCAUGUUUCUUUUGUUCAGCGCAAGCGGGGUGUUUAUGACUGUAGACUAUGAAUGAAUUCAAAAGUAUCUCGAGCCAUGUCUAUAACCACAUGUUACUCUGUUGUACAGUUGCCAGUUGAGUUUAAAGGCCCUGCACCGUGUUAUCCCUGGACCAUGCAAGUGUGAAACCCACAACUGAACCCUGUCUAACUUGGUCUCAGCCCUACGCGGGCUUGACCCACGAGACGACAGUAGCAUGCAUAUGUAC